Cryptococcus wingfieldii CBS 7118 is the source of this 894-nucleotide messenger RNA. RefSeq lists its product as hypothetical. NCBI's taxonomy places the organism in Eukaryota, Fungi, Basidiomycota, Tremellomycetes, Tremellales, Cryptococcaceae. Gene Ontology annotation, biological process: transmembrane transport. Gene Ontology annotation, cellular component: membrane. The coding region runs from base 1 to 894 and encodes 297 amino acids. The transcript has 6 exons. The record is from RefSeq and is a predicted model, not a curated record. Gene Ontology annotation, molecular function: transmembrane transporter activity.
AUGCCGCCGAUGUCGUGGCGGAGGUUGAAAAAUCCCGAGUAUGCAGAGUACCUUGCGUUGUCUGAGGUUUACCAGGGUGAUAACCUUAAGAAGCUCACAAUUGGCAUUGGGGCGUAUUUUUUCUUGCAGAAGAGCCCGGAUAAGCAAGGAGGAUGGUUGGGCGAGGAGGAGAGGAGGUUCUUGGUGUUGAGGAACAGGUACACCUACGGUAGCGACAAGAGUGGUAACUCGGACAAGCUCCAGAAGAAGGAUGUCAUCGCAGCGCUCAAGUCUAUUCACGUCUGGGCCAUGUCCAUUGCCUAUCUCGCCGUCGGUGUCGCUGUCUACGGUCUCUCGUUCACCCUCCCUACUAUCAUGAACAACAUGGGUUUCACCGCUGCUACUUCUCAAGCGAUGUCAACCCCUCCUUACGUUUUUGCGUCUCUCUGUGUCCUCGCGUCAGGCUGGUACUCGGACAAGUAUAAGCAGAGGACGUUGUCGACUGUCAUUCCUUCCGUGGUCGCUUUCGCCGGUCUCCUCAUUUGCGUCUUGACGGUUACGCACAAACACCUAGUCGCUCUCGCUUACAUCGGCGUAUGCCUAGCCGCCGGUGGUGCGUACUGUCUUACGCCAGCGUACUCUGCGUGGGCAGGAUUGAACAGCGCCGGAACUGGAAAGAGGGCGGUAGCGAUUAGUAUCAGUGUGCUUUGGGCGCAGAUUGGAGGUGUUGCGGGCAGUAACAUCUUCAUGGCGAAAGAAUCGCCUGCCUACCAUACCGGUUUCGGUACAUGUCUCGCCUUUGUCGGCUUCGGCAACAUCCUCGUUCCUUCGCUGUACUACUUCUACGUCGGAUAUGUCAACAAGCAGAGGGAGAAGUUGUCGGAGGAGGAGGUUUAUGCGAAGUGGAGAGUGUAG